AUGACCGCCGGUCUCCUCCUCGGCGACGCCGCCGCGGCCCCGCGCGCCCGCAUCGCCGUCUGCCGGCCGCGCCUGCACCUCUGCGGCUGGGCCCCGAGGCCCCACCACGGCUGCCGCCUCUCCCGCGGCCGGGGGCGCGCGCCGGCCAGGUUCGCCGCGUCCGCGUCGGGCGGCGGGCGGGGCGGAUGGGACGAGCCCUCGGAGGAGGAGGUACGACGGGAGAGGGAGGCGGAGAUGGCGCGGCGGCUGAAGGAGGCGGAGGAGAUGGACGAGCUGGAGCGCACCGCCGAGGAGCUGCAGAGCCGGGCCGCCCCCGACGACGAGUCCGAGGAGGAGAAGCGCGAGCGCGUCCGCCGCGAGCUUCAGAAGGUGGCCAAGGAGCAGGCUGAGAGGAGGGCGACGGGGAAACAGAUGUUCGAUCUGGGGCAAAGGGCGUAUGGGAAAGGGAUGUAUGGCCGCUCCAUCGAGUUCUUGGAGGCCGCACUCACCAUCAUACGUCCCUCCUCGCUCCUCGGCGGUGAGAUUCAAAUUUGGCUUGCAAUGGCAUACGAUGCCAAUAGGCGGCACAAGGAAUCCAUAGCAUUGUACAAAGAAUUGGAGAAUACACAUCCAAUGAUUAGCAUCAGGAGACAAGCAGCUGAAUUCCGGUACAUUGCUGAGGCGCCCAAGUUGAAGAUCUCCAACGAUGAGGUGGUCACGAUACCGCAAAUUGGAUCUAGCUGGGACUGGUACGCUGGGACAUGGAGUGACAAGAUCCAAGAGCAAGAGGACAAGAAAAGAAAGAUGGUGGCCGCCGCGAGCCAACCGGAGCCGUCGACGAACGUCUUCGGCAACCUGUUCCUCCUGCGGCCGCCGAGCGAGUGGAAGAAGAGCGCCUGGGCGAUCGUCACCCUGUGGGCCGUGCUGAUCGGGACAGCGUUCUAUCUGCAGAGAUGA
This is a messenger RNA of Triticum turgidum subsp. durum (durum wheat), 936 nucleotides long. The record is from the annotation of a GenBank genome assembly. Lineage: Eukaryota; Viridiplantae; Streptophyta; Magnoliopsida; Poales; Poaceae.